This is a messenger RNA of Thalassophryne amazonica, 1282 nucleotides long. RefSeq names its product ring finger protein 121 (gene rnf121). Bases 33 to 1031 code for a protein of 332 amino acids. Gene Ontology annotation, molecular function: ubiquitin protein ligase activity; metal ion binding. Lineage: Eukaryota; Metazoa; Chordata; Actinopteri; Batrachoidiformes; Batrachoididae. Gene Ontology annotation, cellular component: Golgi membrane; endoplasmic reticulum membrane. The transcript is spliced from 9 exons. The record is from RefSeq and is a predicted model, not a curated record.
UGGCUCCGGAAAGGUAAAGCAGCACUCCAAAGAUGGCUGGGAUGUUUGAGGUGGAAGUUGGUGUUGUGGAGCACGAUCAUGGACUGGGGCAUAAUGAGGAACCGAAUCGGGUUGACAUGUCCAAGCUGUCACCAGAAGAGAAAUGGAGAGUGGAGCAUGCUAAAAUGCACGCCAAACACAAAGGCCAUGAGGCCAUGCACGCUGAGAUGGUGCUGAUCCUGAUUGUCACCCUGGUCAUUGCCCAGCUAGUUCUCGUGCAGUGGAAACAGAGGCAUCCCAAAUCAUACAACCUGGUGACUCUGUUCCAGAUGUGGGUAGUUCCUCUCUACUUUACGACCAAACUUCACUGGUGGAGGUUCCUGACCACGUGGUUUAUCUUCUCUGUCAUCACAGCGUACGUCUCUUACCGUGCCACUCGCAAGCCGCUGGCCUGCACCACACCAAGGUUGGUGUAUAAAUGGUUUCUUCUUCUCUACAAGAUCAGCUACGCCACAGGAAUAGCUGGCUACACGGUUGUCAUGUUUACACUUUUUGGUAUUAACUUAAUAUUCAGGAUAAAGCCAGAGGACUCAAUGGACUUUGGUGUUUCUCUGCUCUUUUAUGGUCUUUACUAUGGAGUCCUGGCAAGGGACUUUGCAGAAAUGUGUGCAGAUUUUAUGGCUUCAACCAUCGGGUAUUACAGUGCAUCUGGGAUGCCCACCAAGCACCUGUCUGAUGAUAUCUGUGCCGUGUGCGGUCAGCCCAUCCUUGUGGAUGUCAGUGAAGAGGGGAUUAUUGAGAACACGUACAGAUUGUCCUGCAACCAUGUGUUCCAUGAGUUUUGCAUAAGAGGGUGGUGCAUCGUUGGGAAGAAGCAGAUGUGUCCAUACUGUAAAGAGAAGGUGGAUCUGAAGAGGAUGUUUAGUAAUCCCUGGGAGAGGCCCCACGUGAUGUAUGGACAGCUUUUGGACUGGCUGCGGUACUUAGUAGCCUGGCAGCCUGUCAUUAUUGGAUUUGUACAAGGCAUCAACUAUAUCCUGGGUCUGGAGUGACUGCAAGUGUCAAAAAAUGGACAUAAACGCCAGACACUGCGAUGAUGUACCAGCUCAAAGGGUCGAGAGCCUAAUAUUGAACUCAAAUAAAACUUGUCUAUAUGUACUAUAUAUUUAUAUGCACAGUAUCUGCAUUUGAAUUGUAUUGGUAAUCUCAAUUUUGAUGUCUGUCUGAAUUCCCCGUUUGUCUCAGACACUUUAACAUUUGGUUUGUGCAUCUUUUGUUUUCAGUAAACUGGUUCUCAAAAUCA